GCGGCAACCUACCACUGGGCAGGGGCCUCAGGCAACAGGCGGCAACCUACCACUGGGCAGGGGCCUCGGGCAACAGGGGCCUUGGGCAACAGGCGGCAAUCUACCACUGGGCAGGGGCCUCGGGCAACAGGCGGCAACCUACCACUGGGCAGGGGCCUCGGGCAACAGGCGGCAACCUACCCCUGGGCAGGGGCCUCGGGCAACAGGCGGCAACCUACCACUGGGCAGGGGCUCGGGCAAAAGGCGGCAACCUACCACUGGGCAGGGGCACCACAGGUAGCUAUACUCCGGGCA
Messenger RNA from Staurois parvus, 294 nucleotides. The record is from the annotation of a GenBank genome assembly. Lineage: Eukaryota; Metazoa; Chordata; Amphibia; Anura; Ranidae.